Messenger RNA from Chrysochloris asiatica (Cape golden mole), 1377 nucleotides. It is a transcript of the gene TBX20, whose product is annotated as T-box 20. Gene Ontology annotation, molecular function: RNA polymerase II cis-regulatory region sequence-specific DNA binding; DNA-binding transcription factor activity, RNA polymerase II-specific. The coding region runs from base 4 to 1377 and encodes 457 amino acids. The transcript has 8 exons. The record is from RefSeq and is a predicted model, not a curated record. Gene Ontology annotation, biological process: heart looping; cell fate specification; regulation of transcription by RNA polymerase II. NCBI's taxonomy places the organism in Eukaryota, Metazoa, Chordata, Mammalia, Afrosoricida, Chrysochloridae. Gene Ontology annotation, cellular component: nucleus.
GCCAUGGAGUUCACCGCGUCGCCUAAGCCUCAGCUCUCCUCCCGGGCCAACGCCUUCUCUAUCGCCGCGCUCAUGUCGAGCGGCGGCUCCAAGGAGAAGGAGGUUGCGGAGAACACCAUUAAACCUCUGGAGCAAUUUGUGGAGAAGUCAUCCUGUGCCCAGCCCCUGGGUGAACUGACCAGCCUGGAUGCCCACGGGGAGUUCAAUAGCAGUGGCGGUGGCAGCGGCAGCAGCGGUGGCGGCGGCGGCAGCCCUUCCUCCUCCUCCUCUCUGUGCACUGAGCCACUGAUUCCCACCACUCCCAUCAUGCCCAGUGAGGAAAUGGCCAAAAUUGCUUGCAGCCUGGAGACAAAGGAGCUAUGGGACAAAUUUCACGAGUUGGGCACGGAGAUGAUCAUCACCAAGUCGGGCAGGAGGAUGUUUCCAACCAUCCGGGUGUCAUUUUCCGGAGUGGAUCCUGAAGCCAAGUACAUAGUCCUGAUGGACAUUGUACCCGUGGACAAUAAGAGGUACCGCUAUGCCUACCACCGGUCCUCCUGGCUGGUGGCUGGCAAGGCCGACCCUCCGCUGCCAGCCAGGCUGUAUGUGCACCCAGAUUCUCCUUUUACGGGGGAGCAGCUACUUAAGCAGAUGGUGUCUUUUGAAAAAGUAAAACUCACCAACAAUGAAUUGGACCAACAUGGCCAUAUCAUUCUGAACUCUAUGCAUAAGUACCAGCCUCGGGUACAUAUCAUUAAGAAGAAAGACCACACUGCUUCUUUGCUCAAUCUGAAGUCUGAAGAAUUUAGAACAUUCAUCUUUCCAGAGACAGUUUUCACAGCAGUCACUGCCUACCAGAAUCAACUGAUUACCAAGCUGAAAAUAGAUAGCAACCCUUUUGCCAAAGGAUUCCGGGACUCCUCCAGACUCACUGACAUUGAGAGGGAAAGUGUGGAGAGUCUGAUUCAGAAGCAUUCCUAUGCCCGCUCACCCAUUCGUACCUACGGAGGAGAAGAGGAAAUCCUGGGAGAUGAAGGCCAGGCCACACAAAAUCGAGGGUCAGCCUUUACAACAUCUGAGAAUUUGUCUCUCAGCUCCUGGGUAUCGUCUUCAUCCAGUUUUCCUGGAUUUCAGCACCCACAGUCCCUGACUGCUCUGGGCACCAGUACAGCAUCCAUAGCAACGCCCAUUCCUCAUCCCAUUCAGGGUUCUUUGCCACCGUAUAGCCGACUUGGGAUGCCUCUGACCCCAUCAGCCAUUGCCAGCUCCAUGCAAGGGAGCGGCCCAACAUUCCCAUCAUUUCACAUGCCCCGGUACCACCACUACUUUCAGCAGGGGCCCUAUACUGCUAUCCAAGGACUGCGCCAUUCCUCUGCUGUGAUGACACCAUUCGUAUGA